AUGCGCGUGGACGCACAGGUGACCGGCUACGAAGCGAGAGGUCUAGCGUUCUUAGUGCUAUGGAAUAACCAGCUCACGAGGAACUGUGCGGCACACCUUAGUAAAGCGUUGCGCUCCUCCCAAUCGCUAUGCGUGCUGAACAUCGGCCGCAACGCAGUCGGCACGGAAGGCGUUCGAGCGCUGUGCGCGGGCGGCGCCCUGAUCUCCGUAGGGCUGCAGGCCGCCCGGUUGGGGCCCGAGGCCGCGCCUGCCAUCGCUGAGCUCAUAGGACAGAAUAAUACGCUCCAGGUAAGAGAAAGAGAGAGAGAAAGAGUAACAGUAGGUCUGUUCAUCUUCCCGACGCUGUGCGCGGGCGGCGCGCUGAUCUCUGUAGGGCUGCAGGCCGCCCGGUUGGGGCCCGAGGCCGCGCCCGCCAUCGCCGAGCUCAUAGGACAGAACAACACGCUGCAGAGGCUAGACUUGCGCGACAACCGGAUAGGCGCUCUCGGGCUGCAAGCGAUACUGACGGCGCUCCAACGGAACACCGUCAUCACGCAGCUUGACCUGGCCGGCCCGGACUCAUCAACAACCCUAUCGGCUGAGGACAGCGAGGCUGCGAUUGUCGCGCGUUUAACGCGCGAGAUACGCGCAGUUUGCAGUCGCAACGAGGCCGCCAGUGAACCUGCAAAGCGCACGCAUAGAAGAAUUAGUCUUACGUGUCAUACCGCCUGCGUGCCUAAGCCGACGGCGGAGGAGGAGCGCCGGGGCCGGCUGCGCUCGCCCGCGCCCUCGCCCGCCGGCAGCCCUAUACCAGCGGCGCACCACUCGCGCUUCUCGGUAACCCGCGUGACGCCGGAGCGCGAGUCUUCCGAGAGCCCGAGCACGCCCACCCGCCCCGCCUACUGCGCGGCCCCCUCGCGAUUCAAAGUCGUCCAGGUGUCCGAGCCGCCAUUAAUCCAAGUACAUCCAGCGUCGAGUCAGCCGAGGAAAAGUACGUCACGGUUCUCAGUGACGCGCAACUACGAUUCAAUGUACAACCCCUCGCCUGUGCCCCCUGACGCGUCUCCAACCCCCGAAGACCCCCGCCCGGCCACCCCUGGGCCCCCAGACUUGAGGCCUGACAGGCCACAACAAAAGCCUGACAGGCCACACCUGACGCCUGACAGGCCUGAGACCCCAGACCUCAGGCCCGACACGCCUGACCCCCCAAAGACGGUGCCUCACAGAACUCAAGCCUCCGACAGCUUUAACAAUGCAAGAGGAAGUGUCACAGUUGAAAUUAGUGAUAUUAAAAAUGUUAUAGAUGCCAAAAAUGUUAACUCUAGUGAAAGUAUCAAAGUGAGUGAGUGUACAGACGAUUUAGUUAGUAAUGUUUGUUUCACAGACAAAAGUGAGCGUGUGUCUCAUACUGAGACUGUAAUAGGCGAUACGCUGACGACAGAGACUAAAAUAGUUAAGAAUAGUACUGAUGUGAGGGAGAAAGAGAAAGUUGAUGUGCUAGUCGAGGUCACAGUCACUAAAGAACACUCCGACCAGAACGUUUUUGACUUUAAAAACAUCGAUGAAAAACCAACCGUCAAAAAUGACACGGCCAUGAAACAAAUUGAAGCCAUCACAGAAGACUUGGGCAACUUAAUACAAGAAUUCAAAGAUUUGUCAACGAAAAACGUCAGCAAAGUCAAAAGCGACUGCACACAAACCGAUGUAGUUAAUUUAGAUACAUAUAAUGUACCUGUUAAUAUAAUACGUGAAAAUGUAGUGCUUAAGAAAAACAAAAGCGAAUCGAGUCUCGAUAGUCCCGAUUUAGAAGUUUCCAGGCUUAUGAAUAAGAAAUUGGGUGGGAGUCCGUUCUGCGAUAGCAGUUCCUCUUUAGAAAUUUCUGGAAGCUCUGUAGAGAGUCUGAACACAUUGGACAAUCCACAAUCUCAAAUAGUGAAACCUAUAAUCAUUGAAUCUGAUACAGAACUGGACAGGAGAAAAACCGACCAUGUAGCAUUAUCCACGGAAAGUAGCAUAGAAUCUAACACAAGCGAAGUAACUCCAGUGAACAGUAACUUUUUAAAUAUGUCGGUUAGUUCCAACGAAAGCGUGUCUCCUAUUAUAUUCGGUAAAAGUAAAAAGAUACACGAUUCGCUGUCCAGUUUAGAAGCGAGUGUCAGUUCAUUAGAUUCCGGGAGACACGAGAAAGUGAUGAUCACGUCGGCAGAUUCUGGAAUAGAGUAUUCUCUACAGCAACCCUCCGAGAGUAAAGAGGAUAACUCAUCCAACGAAGGCACAUUAACGAACAAUUCGAGUCUAAAAGAAACUGUGAAAAAAGAGACCUCCCAAGAUGUAACUUCGCCCAAAAGAACAUCCAGUUUGCUAGAUGUGCCAGCGUUGAAAACCAAAGGUUUGAGCGAGAGACUGAGAAAGAUAUCCCUAGUGGCCCCAUCCCCAAGCUUCCAUAUCCCCAAACCUGAACCGGAGAAAGAAAUAAAACUCCCAUCCCACCUGGAUAAACUGCUAAGUUUAUUCCAGCACCCCUUGUUCUCUAGAUCUUCAAACGAAGAAGAGAAGAAGGGAACCAACACGCCGCCUAGGAAAGAUUCUUCUUUAACUAGCUCGUUCUGGUCGUGGGGUAGUGCGACAGAGAAGGAGGAUAAAGAAGAUAGAGAUAGCUCGUCCGAAGCGACGGAUUCCACGCUCUCGGAAAGGGUGCAAGUGUCUUUCGUAGACGAAUCCUUCUCCAAGAAGUUGGAUAGCAAAACUCCGUCUACAGACACGGACAAUACCCUCAGCGAGUUCCAAACUUUCCCGCAGAAUUCGGAGGCGAGCGAGUCUCAGGAAAGAGUUACCGAUACAACCACCGAUGACAACUUAGUACAAAAAUGUUUAGUUAUAAGUAAAUUUGACAACGCCAGUUCCAACGGCAACAAGGAUGUGCCGAGAACAAGUGAUAAUACAGAUCUCAUAAAACCCAACGAUUUAAAUAAAAAUUACGACUCAAGCCCCGCGGGCGACACGAAUAAGAAUCCAGAAGAGGAUAAAGAAAAAACGGAGGAAGUUAAGACGGAGCCUGUGAGGCCUAGGUCUUUUGCGUCAGUGCUUAAAUACUCGGGUUCGGAGAACUCGUUGGAUAAGCAAAACAGCCCGGAUUCAGGGCAACCCGUAGACAAGUUGCCAAGCAAAGUCAUACGCGGGAUCAAAGAGAAUAUCAGCCCUGAAAACACCCUAACAUCAAGCAUGACCAACACGAAAACGUUAGCGCUAGAACUCACCGAAAGACAAGUGAAGAAUCAGCCGAUAGUCAACGCAGUUUGGGAGGUGACGGUGCCGGUUUUGGAGAAAAACGAACCCAAAACCGAGGAGUCUAAAGCUCAAACUGACGUGAGAGUGACGGAGAAUUUAGCGCCUAUCGCUACAAUUGAAGAGGCGUGUGACGAAGCAGAUAAUAUAGCGCUGGAUUUCAUAGACGAUCCGAAAUUCGACGAGAAAAACACUUCGGCUGACAGCGGAGUGACCUCUUUAGAAGGCGCAUCGGAAGAUAAAAAGUUCGAAAAGGUUCUGCACUCGCUAACGACGGAGUUGGAACAUGUGGACUUAGGAAAAGACGCGUUAUCGUAUCUAAUUUACGAGAACCCAGAGUAUGAAGCCAGAAAGCUGGAAACCAAUCCUCCACAAGGCUCGUUAGCCCAAGAACUUCAAGACGCAGAAAUAAAGGAAAUGCUAGACUUGUCGCCAGAAUUAAUUAUUGAUGAGGCAAUCGAAGUGCCAGAAGUUUUCACCGUCAAAGAAAUAAUAGGCAUUAAAACAUCUCCAGUGAUUCCUGAAAGAGCUAAAAUCAAAAAGUCGAAUUCUUUAGAAGAUUUGUCGCAAGAGAAAGAGUGUCCUAAAACCAGGACCAUAGCGUUCAAAGUCCCAGAAAUUUUGACGACAACGCCGCGGGAUAUCCCUGAAAGGCGGUCGAGAUUGCGCACGCGAAGUGGAUCCAGCCCGAAAUCUUUACCUGAAAGUUUGAAUAAGCCUUGCCCGUUGUCGAAAAUGGACUCGAUAUUGUCGAAAAAGAAGAAAAAAGUGUCUUCUCUAGGCAAAAUGGCUAAGGAUUCUUUACUAGCGUUAAACAUGAGCGAAGAUGAAAUAGCCGAAUUCCGCAGAUCAUACAAAUUAACCUCAGUAGAAAGUUUGAAAUCUCUGGAAUCUGUUUCCGAAGACGCGAAUUCCCAAAGCGGUAAUUCCAUCGACUCCCGUUGCAAAGCGUGCCUUAGAACGUCGCAAGAGAGCUUAAUGUCGCUCGAUUCGAUCACUGAAGAUUGUAGGUGUACAGAUGACUGUGAAAAACCAGGCCAAUCCAACAGAUAGAUCAUUUUAAUACUUCGAGAUCUAUGGGAUUCUAAUUUAUUUUAAAACCACUGUAGACAGUGGGGUUUGUAACAACCAGCGUCAAAAUUGGCCAAAAAGUUGACAACAAUCUUAUUCCAAUUGUAACAAAGACGUGUUGCGAACUUUUUGGCUACUUUGGGUGUCACGAACCAUUAAAAUUUGACGCUGUCUGUAAUACAUAUUUACAAUGCGAUCGUAUGUGUAAUAUUUUGCAGCUAAAAAUUGUGUUUUUAGAUUUCAUGCCGGUACAUUGAGAGCAUGAAUAUAAGAUCGUAUUAUAAGUACGGUCCUAUUUGAAUUUUGAGUACACCAGUUUCUCAUUAUCUCGAAUUAACCAGACACAUAUACUAUGAUUAUAAACGGCAUAUUUGUACAAUAGUAGAUUUGUACGAAGAUUUUCGAAAUCCUUUUAGGUCUCGAAUUAUUGGAAUCGUGUAUAGAAAUCCAAAAUUAUACUAUCUAUUUCAAAUUUACGUAUAAAAUGACCUUUUUUUAGGUUUUUGUGCACCAGUGCAGACCAAUUUUAAAAUUACGAGUUCCUUCUAGUAGAUUUUGAACUUAAACUCGUUGAUAUUAAGGUUCAAAGUCAUUUGAAGAUUUUUUUAAUUUUCACAUAAAAUAUGUUUGGGAUAAGAGAAAUCGCAGGUUCCAAAAUGACACUUAAAAAAACGAAAUAUGAGAACAAAUGUUACUUCAGCAAUAGACAAGAAAGACGACGCUCUAUGACCAUAGAGUGUUGUCAUAUAUCAUAUAUUAUUUAUUUAGUGUUUUUCAUCUCUUUCAUCCUCUAGAAAAUGUCGGUAGGAGUGAGAGAGAUAGACGCAGGUGUUAUGUUCAAAUCAAUUUUCGAAAUGUACCCGCGGAUUCAUUUUGUAUAUUUUAUUUAUUUUCUAAAAUUCGAUCAGCUGAGGUUUAGAUAGAAGACGUCACUUCUUCGAACAUUUAAUUUUGUAGAUAAUGGAAAUAAUUCGUUUUGACAGAUUCUAACGAGUAUAGUCAAACAAUUCUGAAACAUCAAGUGGCAAAAAUCGGAACUAUAGAUGACCUACGCUGAACUGUCUCACCAAACUCAAUGACAGGGGGGCGCUACCAUCGUUCAACUGUAUGGUUUCCAACAUGGCAAAAUUCGGAACCAGCGAUCCGGUAUUGACGGUGGCGCCCCGCUGUCAAUGUCAUGGAUAGGACAGUUUAGUUUAUUGGAAUUAUAAUAACCCAGUGUUGAUAAUAGCGCCCUUCUGACAAUGUCAUAGCUGGGACGUUUCAGUGUAGGUCAUUUAAAUGACAGUGUGAUUCGACAUUCUGUCAAAUUUUGACAGAAA
Ostrinia nubilalis (European corn borer) is the source of this 5657-nucleotide messenger RNA. RefSeq names its product mucin-2-like. Bases 1 to 4317 code for a protein of 1438 amino acids. Gene Ontology annotation, cellular component: plasma membrane; lamellipodium. The record is from RefSeq and is a predicted model, not a curated record. Gene Ontology annotation, molecular function: protein binding. Lineage: Eukaryota; Metazoa; Arthropoda; Insecta; Lepidoptera; Crambidae. Gene Ontology annotation, biological process: regulation of Arp2/3 complex-mediated actin nucleation; cell migration. The transcript has 10 exons.